AGACCCACAUUUGCCGGUGCAGUUUGCUGUAAACGCAUGUUUAUAAAAUCCGGACAUUACUUAGUCGAUAGAGAUUCACUUAAGAGACAACAUGCUGUUUAUAACUCUUGACAAAACAAGUAUUUGUAGUGUUUUACUUUUUUUAUGUUUUGUGGUAAAUAGUGUUUGGGCUGCUGGUCUUAAUGAAGAAUUCACAUGGACUAGGAUUGAUUUCGCUUGGCCCAGUGAUGGAAAAUUAACCCCACGUCUUGCAUACAGGGGUAGUCCUUAUGAGUCAGCCGACGAAGAAGCAUUUUAUUUUAGAGGGCCUACAAAUGCUGAAAAUGUGGCAAUUAAAAAUCACUCCAUAAUAAAUACCCAACAGACCGUAAAUAAAACUAAAUCGGAAUCAGUGACGUCACGAGGGUCAAUAGAUUAUCGGUACGUAAACAAUAUUCCAAUGGGAGCUAACGUAUGGGGAGACAAACUCUUUAUCACCAUUCCACGUAGAAGACUCGGAGUACCAUCCACACUCAACUAUGUACCAUUAAAUAGUAUAAAUAGACAUAAUGUUCCUUUAAUACCUUAUCCAAAUUGGGAUAUUAAUAUAUUUUCAAAUGGUAGUGAAAAUGCACAAAAUUUUGUAUCAGUUUACAGAGUUGCAAUCGAUUCAUGUGACAGAAUGUGGUUUGUUGACACGGGUAUUAUAGAAAUCGUUGGGAACCCACAAACAAUUAAACCUCAUCAACUGAUUAUCAUUAACCUGAAAACAGGGGCAGUUACUCAUCGAUUUAAUAUACCUGCGGAUUAUCUAACUCCGAGAACAAUUCUUUCAAGCGUUACUGUUGAUGUUACAAAAGAUACUUGUGAUGACGCAUUUGCAUAUUUUCCUGACUUAGCAGGAUUUGGUCUGACAGUAUUUAGUCUUUCAGAAGAACGAUUUUGGAGGGUAAAUCACAACUACUUCUAUGUUGAACCACUAGCGGGAGAUUUUUUUAUUGCCGGUCACAAUUUCCAAUGGAGCGAUGGUGUAUUUAGUGUAGAACUAGGAGAAUUAAAACAAGAUGGCUUUAGAGACAUGUAUUUUCACUCAAUGGCUGGAACUCAUAUGUAUAAAGUAUCCACAAAGAUAAUAAAAAAUCAAACUCUAGCCACAAGAAGUUAUCAUGGAGAUGAUUUUGAGGUGGUUGGGGAUCGCGGCCCACAAUCUCAAACAGCAAUGGCAGAUUUAAACAAAUCAACUGGCGUUAUGUUUUUGGGAUUAGUCAAUCAGAACGCAGUCGGAUGUUGGAACACAAACAGUAACUUAAAUACUAUUUCAAUAGUUCAAAAGGAUGACGAAAGAAUGAUUUAUCCGUCCGAUGUAAAAGUAUAUGGUGACAAAGUUUAUAUUCUAACAAACACCAUGCCCGAAUUUCUUUACGGAAGGCUGGAUUAUGACAGAGUUAAUUUCAGAGUGUGGUCUAAUGAUAUUCAUAUCGCAAUAACUGGAACUAGAUGUCAAAGACGUUAACUUGCUUAAUAAAUGCUAUGCUUUUUUAGUAUUA
This is a messenger RNA of Sitophilus oryzae (rice weevil), 1526 nucleotides long. It is a transcript of the gene Y-f, whose product is annotated as L-dopachrome tautomerase yellow-f2-like. The transcript is spliced from 6 exons. Bases 92 to 1492 code for a protein of 466 amino acids. The record is from RefSeq and is a predicted model, not a curated record. Gene Ontology annotation, cellular component: extracellular region. Lineage: Eukaryota; Metazoa; Arthropoda; Insecta; Coleoptera; Curculionidae.